Messenger RNA from Durusdinium trenchii, 744 nucleotides. NCBI's taxonomy places the organism in Eukaryota, Dinophyceae, Suessiales, Symbiodiniaceae. The record is from the annotation of a GenBank genome assembly.
GCUACGUGGCGCGGGAGUUCGGCGGCUUCGCCGAGGGCUUCGCCGGCCUCGAAGACGCGGAGGACGGCGACGUGGAGGUGCCGGCGGUGGUGGAGAUCCCACAGGUAGGUUUGCUGCAUCCCUCCUUGAAGUAUGCCUUCCAGCCAGGGCCCUUCUUUGAGACGCCCAAGGAAUACCUAGAGUGGUACCGCAGUUACAGACCAGAGGCCUUUGCGGAGCAGUGGCCGGUGGUAGCAGUCUUGCUCUACCGGAAGCAUGUGGUGUCAGAGUUGUCCUACAUUUGGCAGCUGGUGAACUAUUUGGAGGAGGCGCAUCAAAUCCUCCCGGUGCCCAUCUUCAUCCAAGGCGUUGAUGCCCACAUCGCGGUGCGCGACCUGCUGACGAGCUCCUACGAGCGGGAAGCGGUGUCGCGUGGCGAGGUCAUGGCCAACAGGACCCAGUCCCCAGAUGCCAUCCAUGUGGAUGCCGUGGUGAACACCAUCGGCUUCCCCUUGGUGGGUGGCCCUGCUGGGUCCAUGGAAGGUGGGCGCAACAGUGAGAUCGCCAAGGAGAUCUUGGGGUCUUUGAAUGUGCCCUACUUCGUGGCGGCGCCGUUGCUCAUCCAGGAUUUGCAGUCCUGGAAGGACCAAGGUGCGAGUCCGUUCUCGAACAUCUGCGGACGUGGCGAUGGACGUGGGGACUCCUUCAGCUUCCUUCAUAUGGCUGCGACGAAGUUCAUGGACGAUCUUUCAAGAAUUGUAGGCA